CAUAACUCAGAAUCAGAAGAGUGCGCAGAGCAGAUAGACUGUUUGUUUGUCUCCUUAUUCUACAUCAUUCCUCCUCUGACCAUGGAGUAUAGGAAGAACAGGAGAGGAUAUCCGGAAAAAUUUGUGCGAAAACAGCACUUGAAGCUGAAUGAUUUAAGGCAGGUAGUUCAAACCAACUACUUAAACAAAUGCAUCCCAGAAUACCCCCGACCAGAGUUCUAUGUGUCUCAUCUGAAACACGACACAGACGGAGAUGGACUGGGUGGCAUCUGGACGGAUAAUGGCUUCAAGAGCCAUCACCAAAGUUCUCUGGUGUGGUGGAGUCUGGUUGUGACACCUGAUGACAUGGAGUCAGCUGAGAGGAGGCUCCUGGAGGAAACCUACCCCGACCGCACAGAGGAGCAGACCCAGAUGCAGCAGAGCUUCCUGGAGAAGUUUGCCACCUCUCCUGCCUUCAAGAAGACCUCCAGGCUGGGCUCGUUCCGCUUCACCUUCCCCCUGGAGGAGGUGCUGGAUGCUUACAGCGAGCAGUUUUGCUCCGGUGCUCAGCCCAUCAUGCGGGUGUUUGAGACCGUCCUGUACAAACAGGAAGUGGUGUACACUGUGCUGGUCCACAGCCCAGCCAAUCAGGAGUUCUCAGACUAUCCUUUGCUGACUGACGACCCAGACGCUGUCUGUGCUUAUAGAGAUGGCCGCUUCAUCUGGAGGCCUGAGGCCAUGAGUGAGACACACAGCUAUGAGCUGAUCCGGAGACCUGGUGAAAAGCAGAUGGAAGCACAGAAGGUGGCGUCUUACCCUCAGUUUUAUGUUUGGGAUAAUGUCGCCAUCGCCCUGCACGUGGAGGAACAGGUGCUGAAAUUUGAUUCUGGCCGACUGAGAGAGAACCUCAAGUACUGCGACAUAGAAGGCUUUGUAUAUACACGUAGUAACACCCUUGUGAGCUUCCCAGACGCUAAAGAGAUUGUGGAGGAGUUGUGGCCUGGCUGUCCCCCACUGGAGGAAGAUAAAGAACCAAAUUCAGAGAAUGAAUGAAUGAAUUUUAUUUUGGUUACAUACGUCUUGAGAAACAAAGAUUAUUCCACACAAAUUUUCUCAGUCAAUAACCAAAAAGAAACAGGCUGAAGCCCCAGCCUUAUUUUUGCCUCUCCAAUAACAACCAGAGGAAACCCCAGAAUUUCAACAACACCAAAGAAAGGAAAUAAAUUAAUUAUAAAUACAUUAUACUCUGAAUUAUAAACCUCAAUUAUUUUACAUUUUAAUCAUUUUAAGACUUUUUUUAAGCACUGAGUCUAGUCCACAACUUGACUCCCAAAACUGAAACACAUCUGUAUUUUACAUUGGUUCCCACUUCACAUGUUUCAUAAAGAAACAACCCUCUUAAAUUAUAAUCUCCUUCUCUUAAUCUAAAAAAAUAUUGCAGACAAACAGGAAGUUUCUCUUGGCAACAUGAAAAAGUAUUUCCAAUAUUUUUAAAUACACAAAUGUCUGGAAACUGGAGGAGCUCUUUUCUGACAUUUAACUAUGGGUCUACAUGAAUCUUUGUUUUAUAUGCAUUUUCUCAAAUUUCAGCAUAGGUCAAUAUAUACAAACAUUUCUUACUCAACAACUGUCAGCAGCAGCAAUGGAUUUAGAUAAUUUCGGUUUAAUAUGUUCUAUGUGUGGCUUCCAACAUGGUUUAUGAUCUAAAAUCACUCUAUAUCAUAUAUAUACUCUAUAAUCACUAUAAUCACACAAAAUUUUGUUUGAUGUACUCUUUCAAUCAUUUAAAUUCAAUUUUAUUUCACAAUUAGUCCUGAUACUCCCGAACACCAUGAAUUUAGGUUUAUAUUUUCAACUUGAUCAAUUCCCUUUCUACUGCUUUUAAUAACUCUUUCAUGUCCUCACCUGGACAAAAUAAAUUUGUUUCAUCAGCAAAUGUUACAGAUUUCAACAUAUUAGAUACCGUACAAAUAUCAUUUAAAUAAAGUAUAGAUAACUUAGGUCCUAGUACUGAACCUUGUGGAACACCACAGGUUACUCAUCUAAGAUAGUUUUAAUUUCACAUACUGAAACCUAUUAUUUAAAUAACUAUUUAACCAAAGUUGUGUGAAACCUCUUAAACCAUAGUGUUCACAUGGUAUAAGAAGUAGGGAAUGAUUGAUUGUGUCAAAUGCUUAAUGUAAAUCAAUAAAUACACUAUAACUCGUAUUUCUCAACAAAGUCCUGAAAGUCUGUUUUUAGUAUUUCAUAAAAUUGAAGUGGCAACAAUGACACAGGUCUAUAAUUUGAUAAUUUGAUACAAUAUGCUUGUCACUAUUUUUAUAGAUUGUAACCACUUUAGCCUUUUUCAUUUUAUCAGGAAAAAUACUUGUAGUGGUGGUGCUUCGCAAUGCUACUUUUAAUAAACUCUGUGGUGUCAGGUCA
Molecule: messenger RNA, 2403 nt
Organism: Epinephelus moara (kelp grouper)
Lineage: Eukaryota; Metazoa; Chordata; Actinopteri; Perciformes; Serranidae
Exons: 4
Coding region: 82-1032 (316 amino acids)
Source: RefSeq, a predicted model, not a curated record